AUGGUUGAAUCUGCGGUCUCGACCUCUGUACCCGGCAGAGAGCAACAACGUCUCCCCAGCGACGACAUUUAUGGCAAAUAUUAUCCCAUCAACCCAAGCAAUCUCAGUCUAGAGUCUAAUUUCGGGCCUAUGGACCCGGAGAAUAUUGGCUACUUGCAGCCGACUUCCAAGGAUACCCCACUGGAAAUCAUGCGGGAGAGGUUUAACCGUGAUGGAUAUCUUCUGGUAAAAGGCCUCCUCCCAAAAGAACCCGUCCUCAAAUGCCGCCGCGAAUACUUCGAGUACAUGUCCCCAUCUGGCCUCCUCAAGCCCGGCACGGAUGCGGUCGAAGGAAUCUUCAGCGGAAAGGACAGUCGCAAGUACCUGCCACCAGGAAACCUUCGCCGGCUUUUUGGACUCAAGGAUGACGAAGAGUCGGAGAAAUACCUGGAGCUCAUGAUUAGCGCACAUGAAGCUCAAUUUUACCUCGACUUCUGUGAGAUAGAGGAGCUCCGAACAUUCAUCAGGCGGUUCGCAGGAUGGGAACACAUUACCAUGUUGCAACGGACGCUGUUGAGAGCAUUUGUUCCCGAUAGCGAACUAACGCCCGUCCACUUCGAUCAGAUGUAUCUCCGGGCCGGGCCACCGACUAGCCUCACGGCGUGGGUGCCUAUUGGGGAUAUCUCUCUGGAAGGUGGUGGGUUGAUGUAUCUGGAAGGCUCGACUGAUAUUGGGCAGAAGACAGAAGAAGAGUUCGGUCGAAACGCAGGAAAUCUAACUGAUGAGGAGCGUGUGUCUGCUUUCAAUAGGAACAUGAAUGACGGUGGAUUUCUGAGUCGAGAUACGGUUGAGUACGGGCAGAAAGCCAAUCGGAAGUGGCUGAUUGGGGAGUAUGAGGUCGGGGAUGUCAUCUUCCAUAACCCGUGGAUGGUCCAUGCUAGUUGCAAGAAUAAGGACCCUCAGAGACAGAUUCGAUUGGCAACUGAUUUGAGAUUUGUGGACUCUACAAAGCCGUAUGAUAAGCGCUGGAUGAAGGUUUUCCGGCCAUUGGAUGGGCUUUGA
Messenger RNA from Aspergillus bombycis, 1041 nucleotides. Its product is annotated as phytanoyl-CoA dioxygenase family protein. The transcript has 3 exons. The record is from RefSeq and is a predicted model, not a curated record. Lineage: Eukaryota; Fungi; Ascomycota; Eurotiomycetes; Eurotiales; Aspergillaceae. The coding region runs from base 1 to 1041 and encodes 346 amino acids.